GCCUGCGGCUGGCGGCCCCGCCCCCUUCUCCGGCUCGCGGGCGGGCGCGUCGGCCGGCCCUGGGGCCGCGUCCCCCGGGCAGCUCCUCAGCCGCGGCCUGAGCUUCUGCCCGCAGGUGUCGGCGCCGAGGCUCCCGGGCGCGGCCUGCCUCGGCCCCAUGGUGGGCUUCGGGGCGAACCGGCGGGCCGGCCGCCUGCCCUCCCUGGUUCUGGCGGUCCUGCUGGUGGUGAUCGCGGUGCUCGCCUUCAAUUACUGGAGCAUCUCCUCACGCCACGUCCUGCUGCAGGAGGAGGUGGCGGAGCUGCAGGGCCAGGUCCAGCGCACCGAGGUGGCCCGCGGGCGCCUGGAGAAGCGCAAUUCGGACCUCCUGCUCUUGGUGGACUCGCACAAGAAGCAGAUUGACCAGAAGGAGGCCGAUUACGGCCGCCUUAGCAGCCGGCUGCAGGCCCGGGAGGGCCUGGGGAAGAGAUGCGAGGACGACAAGGUUAAACUGCAGAACAACAUAUCAUAUCAGAUGGCAGACAUACAUCAUUUAAAGGAGCAACUUGCUGAGCUUCGUCAGGAGUUUCUUCGACAGGAAGACCAACUUCAAGACUACAGGAAGAACAGUACUUACCUUGUGAAGAGGUUAGAGUAUGAGAGUUUUCAGUGUGGACAACAGAUCAAGGAGUUAAGAGCUCAGCAUGAAGAAAAUAUUAAAAAGUUAGCAGACCAGUUUUUGCAGGAACAAAAGCAAGAGGCCCACAAGUUUGAAUCAAAAGGUGGAAAUGAGCUGGAUUCGGAUAAUCAUGCAGUGCCUAAAAGCACUCCGGAAGCUGCUGAGGACGGUGCAGGCAAGAACGGAGAGCCCUCGAGCCGCCACCUUCCACACGGGAAAGAACAAAUCAAACGAGGUGGUGAUGCAGGCAUGCCUGGAAUAGAAGAGAAUGACCUUGCAAAAGCUGAAGAUGUUCCUGUUGCUUUAAAGAAACCCCCCGUUUCCUUCCCUCAAUAUGAACGUCAUCAAGUAAUCUCCCAUCUUCCAACUGGACAACCUCUCUCCCCAAACAUGGUUCCAGAUUCUCAUAUAAACCACAAUGGAAACUCUAGAACUUCAAAGCAGAACCCUUCCAAUCCUCUUCAGCGUUUAAUCCCAGGCCCUAACUUGGGGAGUGAGCCCAGGAUUCAAGCAGGAGCUCCAGAACAGGCUGCCAAGGAUGGAGCUGGCGGUUUCCAUAAACUGAAGCAAAGCCGAUUCUUUGAUGAGAAUGAAUCCCCUGUUGAUCCGCAGCAUGGCUCUAAACUGGCGGAUUAUAAUGGGGAUGAUGGUAACGUAGGUGAGUAUGAGGCAGACAAGCAGGCUGAGCUGGCUUACAAUGAGGAAGAAGAUGGUGAUGGUGGAGAGGAAGACGUCCAAGGUACAGAUUUUGACCAGACAGCCACAAAGGGAAUGGUCUCUUCCACACUGAAGAUAAGAUUAUUUCACUAAUGAUUCAGCAGAGGAAGUCUGUUUUUAAAAUUUUUCUGAGAGGUUUAAAGUUUAUCCUUACCAGUUUGUGAAGACUUGUCUGUUUUAUGUUUAAUACACAGAUUCAACACAUUCCCCUGUUAACCGUGUCCCUUCUGAUUUUAACUUAGUGCAAGUCCAGAAUCCGCCCGUGUGCACGCACCCUGCCCAUGCAUGCAUGUCCGAGUGUGCUGCUUAUUGCAAGUUCUUAGGCCUGUUUUCUGCCUGCUUAUCAUUUAGUAGUAUUUCUGGAGCUUUUUCUCUUUAUAAAAAUUGAUUAUGAAGUUAAUGUGUGAUGUAGUCAAUUUUAUAACACAUUGCAUGAAGUAUUUUUCAAUGUAACCUGUCUUGAUUUCUUUCUUAACUCUUUUUAAAGUAAUUAAAUUUUAUUUUGGUUCCUGAGAAGAAUUAUCUCUGUAAAACUCAAGAAAACAUAGUUGUCCUAGAAUGUUACAUAUUUAAUAGAAAAAGGGGAACUAGUGGCGCUGCCUUCCACCUAGGCAUUACUUUGAUAGCAGAGUCUAGUGUUAGAAGAAUGGUUGUUGGGAAUAGAAAGAGAUUUAUAGUUAUGUAAGGACAUAUCAAUGAGAACUUCUCAAACAUUUUUGGUAUCAUUGAGAAAAUUGUACUCAUCCAUUUUUCUAGUAUCAUCCGUUUUUCAUAAAUCUUACCGUUUCGUUCUCGUCGCUUUUGUAACCUGUUUGGAUUAUAUUUAUUUGCAAUUAUUGUAACGAUGCCUUAAGGCGUUCUCAUGCGUGCAUACCAUAUCGCCAAUUAGCCUGUAAGCUCUUGGAAGGCAGGAGUUUCCAUUUAUUUUUCCAUCUAUUUUGUUCGCGUCAUUUUCUGCCUUCAUUUUCACACCCCCCAAAGAGCCCUUAGCACCCACAGGACCCUUGGGAAACGCUGCUGACUGGUCAUUUUGCGCCUGUCCCACUGAGCUUUUCCCCUGUGGCUGUGACCGGCCAGCAGCCCACUAGCUUCCGGUCUCACAGCCUCGCUGGGUUGGCUUUAAGCACUCUGCUCUCCUGCCGUCUCCUGGGGCCGUUCUGCCGUUGUUAUUAGCGCCGUUCAUUUCAGCGACCACCGGGCUCGCUUCUCCUGCUCGCUGCCUUCGCGCCCGCGGCCCUUGCUGGUGCUGGCCGCGGGGCUCUCGCUCGCUGCCUUCCUGCCUUCUGUGCGACUGCCUCGGCCUCCAGCGCCCGCCCGCUCCCCGCCCUCCCGCCGCGGGUCCUCACGGCCGCUGCCACCCCCGGUCCCGGCCCUCCGCCACCCCUGCCCUUCCUUCCCCCGGAAGAUGAGUGCCCUGACUCCGGCGCCCACGGGGCACGGCCUGCGGUGAUGCCCGCAGGUCAGGGGGGAGGGGUGGGUGCGUGCCGGGGGCUUCCUCAUCUGCACGUGGGUCUUCCCUGAGCAGGGCGUUGCCAUCUGACUUUUUUUUUAUCCCGUUUCGAGGCUCACUAGAUGAGAGCGGCAGCAGGAUAGGGCAGCUUCCCCGGGACUCCUCCACCACCGGGGCGGAAAGAUGCCAGAGCAGCGCUCCAGCAAACGCGGAGGGAGGAGUGUGUGUGAGCCGACUACUCAGGAACAUUCCGGAAACCCGGAUAACUUUAAAUAGGUUUCAGAGAGUCUCUAGAUAUAGUAUUAGCUGUCUAAAACGUGGGAGGGAAAAUUAUGGUUCUUCUCUGGCUCAACAGUAUGUACUUCCAGUGAUCACUGUUUCAGGAGCUGAAAGAAUUCAUCCGCAGAUCCCAUGUGGAAAUAGUAGUUGGGUUCCCGGGUCAGGUUGCACGCGAAGCCAAAGCAGGCAGUGGACGCGAAACGCCACUCGCCGCGGAGCCGGGAGCCAGGCUGCGUGUCGCUCUUCGGGUCUUUUGUACUCGCUCGGCCACCGUUUCUUCAUCCGCAUGUGAGCGUGUUGAACUGAAAUAAACAGAUGGCCCUUCUCAGUUCUAAAAUGUUGUGGUCACACUCACGGUGGAAUCACUAUAUACAAGUGUUAGGGACAAAUGUGUUUCCUAUUUCAGCAUGCCUAAAACAACAUCUUUCCCCAAACCCUGGAAAGAAAGUGGGGACUUUAUGCCACCACUGAAACUCUGCAGGCAGAGAUGUCAACAAUUGAAGCUUGCGCUUUAGAAGCACUUGAACGGUUCUCCCAUUAGGGGCCUGCUCUACUCUCCAUAGGAUUAGGAGCAGGUUUUUUGUUUGUUUUGUUUUUUUCUCAAGCUGUUGUUGGGUCCCUUGUAUUAGAGAUUCUACCUGUGGGAGUGAGGUUCUAGCUUCAGAGGUUCUAGCUAAGGACACCGACUUUGAUCUCUGAAAUUCUGAAUUAUGAAAUGCAGGCUUUGACAGCGUCUCUAGCUCAGCUGGUAAAGAAUCCUCCCGUAAUGCAGGAGACCUGGGUUUGAUCCCUGGGUUGGGAAGA
Capra hircus (goat) is the source of this 3908-nucleotide messenger RNA. It is a transcript of the gene GOLM2, whose product is annotated as cancer susceptibility candidate 4. The coding region runs from base 158 to 1468 and encodes 436 amino acids. The transcript has 10 exons. Lineage: Eukaryota; Metazoa; Chordata; Mammalia; Artiodactyla; Bovidae. The record is from RefSeq and is a predicted model, not a curated record.